AUGUCGUCAAUUACAUUGAGAGAUGCCCUUGGAAAUUCAAAGACUUCGGGCAUUUACAUCACCUUGAUCGCUCUUGCUGCGCUGUUUAUAUAUACCCUCUAUGGUGCUAUUUGGCGUCUGUAUCUCACCCCGAUUGCCCAUAUACCAGGUCCUUGGUUCGCGAAACUCACGUUCUGGAAUGAAUUCUAUUAUGAUGUCGUUCUUGGGGGAAAAUACACUUGGAAGAUCGCAGACUAUCAUGCGAUCUAUGGUCCAAUCAUUCGCAUCAAUCCGUUCGAAGUGCAUAUCAUGGACCCUGAAUUCCAUGAAGAGUUGUAUGUCCACUCCAACAAGCGCAAGAGCAACAAAUGGUUUUGGUCGAUGCGCAUGUUUGGCCAGCAAGACAACUCCGCCUUCGACACCCUCGAUCAUGAUAAGCAUCGCAUGCGCCGAGAGCCAUGGAACCCCUACUUCUCCAAGCAGUCAGUAUCUCGUCUACAACCUCUCCUAAUUCAAAGCUGCGUCAACAAACUGUGCGAUCGAUUAGCCGAACAUCGCGACGCAGGCAAGCCAGUCAUCAUGACAUACGCCUACGCCUGUCUGACCGUCGACGUAAUAUCCGAGUACUCCUUCCCAGCAGGUACCACCUACCUCGACCAACCCUCGUUCGACCAAGACCACUACCAAGCCUGGAUGGCGCUAUCCAAAAUCAGCCACACGCUGAAACAAUUCGGCUGGCUGUACCCCUUCCUCAGCAGCAUGCCAAUGUGGGUGACAAAAUACACCUCCCCAGAAACCUACCUGGUACUCCAACAGAUGGAACUCCUAAAACGCCAAACCACCGAAAUCAUCGCCCGUCGCCAAGGAACAAGCGACUACAAAGAAAGCACAGGCCGGCCCUCCCUGAUGGAAGCAAUCCUCGACUCACGCAUGCCCUCCUCGGAAAAGACCAUUAUCCGCGUCGCCGGCGCCGCUCAAAUCGCCAUCGGCGCCGGCACCCUGACUAGCAGCCACGCGCUGAAGCAUGCGACGUAUCACAUCCUCGCCAACCCUCCCAUCCACUCAAAGCUGAUGUCAGCACUGGAAGCGGCGAUCCCGGACCCCGACGCGCCGCCGAACCUGAAACAGUUGGAGAGUAUCGACUACCUUCUCGCCAUCUGGUUCGAGACCCUCCGCAACUUCCACGGGGUGACGCACCGACUGCAGCGGAUCUGCCCCGACCGCUCUCUGCAUUUCCAGAAUGUGGAGAUCCCCGCAGGCACGCCUGUGGGUAUGACGUCCGUGCACGUCCACAAUAAUCCAGACAUCUUUCCUGACCCGUAUGCGUUUCGGCCCGAGAGGUGGUUGCCGUUGGCGAGCGAGGGGCAGAGAUUGCAGCGGUAUAUUCUGGCGUUUGGGAAGGGCAGUCGGCAGUGUGUGGGGAUGGAGCUGGGGCGGGCGGAGGUGUUGACCGGGUUGGCGAAUGUGUUUCGCAGGUUUGGGAGGGGGAUGAGGUUGAAGGGGACGGAGAGGGUGAGGGAUAUCGAUGUUUGUUAUGAUGUGUUUAAUCCGAUGCCGAGUCGGGAGAGUAAUAUGUUGGUGGUGGAGUUUGGGAAGUGA
This is a messenger RNA of Bacidia gigantensis, 1578 nucleotides long. RefSeq lists its product as uncharacterized. The record is from RefSeq and is a predicted model, not a curated record. Gene Ontology annotation, molecular function: heme binding; oxidoreductase activity, acting on paired donors, with incorporation or reduction of molecular oxygen; monooxygenase activity. NCBI's taxonomy places the organism in Eukaryota, Fungi, Ascomycota, Lecanoromycetes, Lecanorales, Ramalinaceae. The coding region runs from base 1 to 1578 and encodes 525 amino acids. The transcript has 2 exons.